AUGGAGAACCAGAACUGCUCCUUCUUCACUGAGAGCCUGGAGGGCUCCGUGGACCAGGAGGACUACCAGAACCAGGCCUUGCUGGCUGAGGCCAGGGACCUGAGGCACCAUCAGGGCAGGCUGGAAACCCGCAUGCAGAUCCUGGGGUACCACAACAAGGAGCUAGAGUCCCAGCUCCACCGGUUCAGGGAGAUUCUACAACAGGACGGCGCUAUUGUAUUGCACAGAUCUCUCCUGUCCAGUUCACACACGCAUUUCCGGUUUACAUCUACAUGCGGUCUCCUGACAUAUUUUUCUUCCUUUGCGCGCCUGCAUCAGGAGUGUGCUGUCAUGGUAAACGUACCGAAGACCCGCAGGACUUACUGCAAGAAAUGUAAGAAACAUCAAACUCACAAAGUUACCCAAUACAAGAAGGGGAAGGAUUCUUUAUAUGCACAGGGCAAAAGGAGAUACGACAGAAAGCAAUCUGGUUAUGGUGGCCAGACCAAGCCUAUUUUCAGGAAGAAGGCUAAAACUACAAAGAAGAUCGUGUUGAGGCUGGAGUGUGUGGAGCCCAACUGUCGGCAAAAGAGAAUGGUGCCCAUCAAGAGAUGCAAACACUUUGAACUGGGAGGAGACAAGAAGAGAAAGGGCCAGGUCAUCCAGUUUUAAGUGUUGCCUUUUCUUGGGUCACUUGUCAAUAAAAUGUGUGUUCUAACUGUA
Coregonus clupeaformis (lake whitefish) is the source of this 702-nucleotide messenger RNA. RefSeq lists its product as uncharacterized. NCBI's taxonomy places the organism in Eukaryota, Metazoa, Chordata, Actinopteri, Salmoniformes, Salmonidae. The record is from RefSeq and is a predicted model, not a curated record. The transcript is spliced from 7 exons. Gene Ontology annotation, molecular function: structural constituent of ribosome. Gene Ontology annotation, biological process: translation. The coding region runs from base 1 to 651 and encodes 216 amino acids. Gene Ontology annotation, cellular component: ribosome; cytosolic large ribosomal subunit.